Schistocerca gregaria is the source of this 2196-nucleotide messenger RNA. Its product is annotated as phosphatidylserine synthase 2-like. The coding region runs from base 279 to 1550 and encodes 423 amino acids. Gene Ontology annotation, molecular function: L-serine-phosphatidylethanolamine phosphatidyltransferase activity. The record is from RefSeq and is a predicted model, not a curated record. The transcript has 2 exons. NCBI's taxonomy places the organism in Eukaryota, Metazoa, Arthropoda, Insecta, Orthoptera, Acrididae. Gene Ontology annotation, biological process: phosphatidylserine biosynthetic process.
UAUAAAGUCCUUAAGGCAAAUUGUGUAUAAAGUCGCAGAGCCGAGCUGACAGGAAAAGGGCCAUUAACCCCGCACCCCACCGACCACGCCGCAUUUCGCACUCGUAUGCGUAGCGCGGCUGCCGUCAAUCCGCUGUCCUUAGAACCCCUUUGGAUAAACCACCGACUGCGCGGGAGCGAGAUUCCUCGGAUCUGCGCUCGCUUCGGCUUGGCAAGAAGGGCGUCAGAUACCGCGCACAUAGGGAGAAAGAGAACAGGGUCGGCUCGAUCACUGACCAGAUGCCGCGGACAGGAGAACCGGCGAGCACCUGCAGAAGUGGCAACACCGGAAAUUGGCCGAUACGAAACGCAUCAAAGUCUAGGGGUCUCAAAGCGUCGUUGAGAUCGAAAAAAUGCAUAACGGCGGCAAUCGCCGUCACGUUCGCGUGCGUCAUGUGGGCCAGCUUCCGCAGGCAAGAACUAGGCGCCAUUAGUAUUUAUGUUGCAGGAUUCGCGAGCGGACUCUUAGUGCUUGAAGUAUUUGUGUACAUAAGGCAGUGCACCAAAGUGUGCCGGCCGGUAUCCAGGUCUGCCGCUUUCAUGCUCUUUGUUCAGGUGCUAGAAGCGGUCUAUCUGCUGUACCUCGUGUUUUUGCUGUCUCUGACCCCGAGCCAGGCACGCCACUCUAUGACAUACUUUGACAAAAACCUAAACAAGCCGUUACCGGAACGCGAUUAUGCCUCGAACUGUGACAUCUUAAAGUUCUCCCACCCAAGCGAAUUUCUUCGAACCCUCAAGGAAAAUGUAGAUUUGUUCGUCUUCGCGCACGUCCUCGGCUGGUUCUUCAAGAGUUUCUUGUACCGUGACGUGUUUUUUUGCUGGCUGUGGAGCAUAGUGUUCGAGCUGUGCGAAUACGCCCUGGCCCACAUUCUCCCCAAUUUCAACGAAUGCUGGUGGGACCACCUCAUUCUUGACAUCCUCACCUGUAACGCCAUCGGUAUCUACCUCGGCCACCUGGUUAUCUACCUGUGUAAAACAGAGCUGUUCAAUUGGGCCGGCAUGAAAGAGCACGAUAACCGAAGUGUUUUCUUUAAAGCUUUAUGGCCCUACAGCGUGUCACCUCUCCACAUCUAUUUUGCCUCUCCUAGUGCAUUCUUUCAGUGCGUGCUCCUUCUCAUCAUCUCAGCUGUGGUCGAACUCAAUUGCUUCUUCCUAAAGGCCACGCUGUGGAUCCCACCGGAGCACUACCUGGUCACCGCAAGAUUGGGUGUCAUGCUCCUCAUCUCAUAUCCGGCAUCUAGGGCAUACUAUCGGUGGUGUUCUGGACACGGGGGCGCAGGUGACAUGUACUUAUCUCUGUGGACUUACUUCGCCAUUCUGGUCGCGGAAGUACUGGUGUCUUUGAAAUUCUCGCGAGAAAUAUUGGAAACGGCCGGCCAAACGCCAACCCCUGUCAAGGUGUCCGUCGUACUUCUUUCGCUAGCUCUCUUGGGAAGCCUUUUCUAUUGUCAGGUAUGGAGCCGCAGAAACAACCGCGGCGGUCGAACUCGCGUAGCGACCGUGUCGAAAUAAAAGACGACGCGACGAACGAAGGGCGCCAGCACACAUGUCAGGGACUUUGAAUAGGGGCCCUUCAUGUACGCGUGCUUUAAAAACAAGAAUAGGCCACAUCGACCGCAGUCGACGGGAGGGAUAAGGCGAUCCAUUCCGUGUCGAACCUCUACAUUCCAGACAAAAAGGGGCCUGAACUGGAUCGCGUUCUGUGCGUACAACUAAAAAAAGCCCAAGUUUUGGUGCUCUAUGCACGUUGACAGUCUGCCAAACGUUUUUUUCUUCAUUUUUUGCCAAAAUGCCGAGAGCUUCAACGACUGGCAAGCGUCAAUUCGCGUACUGGCACCUUCGUUUCCGUUCUGAAAAAGAAUGUAACGUGGGAGAAGGGCCGCGACGAGUGUGAUGGAAGUGUCAACACACAAACUUUCAGCGGACGAAACAGGUUUUAUCGGCAGAGACAAAACUUGCGAGUUUUUCCGCACAAAAAUACAUUUAUGCGCCGUGUAGAGGAGUACGAUGAUUCUCAGACAGAGGCGAAAGGCGAGGACUGCCCUGCAUAGUAGUGAACGACAUCAGAGACUUGAAAUAAAAAUACACUUACGUGCCGUGCAGGAGUAUGACAGUUCUCAGACAAACGAAUGCGAAGACUACCUUGCGCACUAUUGAA